AUGCCAUUCUCGUAUCAUAGUCAUUCCGGCCAGUUUUGUCAUCAUGGCUACGGAAAACUCGAGGAUGUUGUUAAGCAAGCCAUUCGAAAGGGAUUCAAAGUUUAUGGAUUAAGCGAGCACAUGCCUCGGUUUGAUUCCAACCAUCUUUAUCCAGAAGAAAUCCAAGCUAACUGCACCACCAGUACUCUUGCUACUGCUUAUUCCGCUUUUUUGGUUGAAGCCAGACGCCUCCAAGAAGUUUACAAAGAUCAAAUCGAGCUACUGAUCGGAGCAGAGAUUGAGUUUAUUGAUCCAAGCUAUGCUAACCAUGUACGCGACCUUCGAAAGUCCCACACGAUCGAUUACGUUGUUGGCUCUCUUCAUCACACACACUCUAUCCCAAUUGAUUUCUCUCCUGAAUUAUACCAGCACGCCCUGGAACACAUUGGCAAGGGAAAAUUAGAUGCUUUGUUCAAAGCUUACUUUGAUGAACAAUACAAAAUGCUUUUGAGCGUGAAACCCGAAGUAGUUGGCCACUUUGAUCUUAUCCGUAUCUUUGCGGACCAGACCAAAGCUUCGGUAGCAUUAAAUCAGCCAGAGGUUUGGGAAGCUGUGGUGCGCAAUGUGGAUUUUGUGGUUUCAUACGGAGGCGUAUUUGAAAUCAAUUCUCGUGCUUGGAAAAAGGGACUUUUGGAUGCUUAUCCUCAACGUGAAAUCAUAAAGUUGAUUCAAUCAAAGGGAGGGAAAUUCACAUUAUCGGAUGAUUGUCACGGUCCUAAUGAUGUUGGCAUGUUUUAUGACAAGCUUCAUCAGUACCUCAAAGACACUGGAAUUAAAAACAUUCACUACCUCACCAAGCGUAACGGAGCAGUGGCUGUAGAAGAACUAGAAGAUAUUGUCACAGACCCAUUCUGGGCCAAAAUUGAACAUUGGUAGCAUGUUGUAUGUACAUAUUUUUUCUUGUAAAAGAAUCGUUUUGAAGGGAAUAAUAAAUUUUUGUAAAAAUGC
Molecule: messenger RNA, 987 nt
Organism: Phycomyces blakesleeanus NRRL 1555(-)
Lineage: Eukaryota; Fungi; Mucoromycota; Mucoromycetes; Mucorales; Phycomycetaceae
Exons: 3
Coding region: 1-915 (304 amino acids)
Biological process (GO): L-histidine biosynthetic process
Cellular component (GO): cytoplasm
Molecular function (GO): histidinol-phosphatase activity
Source: RefSeq, a predicted model, not a curated record